Molecule: messenger RNA, 1046 nt
Organism: Spodoptera exigua (beet armyworm)
Lineage: Eukaryota; Metazoa; Arthropoda; Insecta; Lepidoptera; Noctuidae
Source: the annotation of a GenBank genome assembly
UAUUUUAAUAGUGGAUCGCACGAAAUAUUUCGUGGACAAGAUAAAAUAAUUGUGAACAUUAUUCAGUGAUUUAGCGAAGACUGUGAAUUUUAUUCGCAAAUAAAUAGUGGUGGUGUGGACUGUGAAGUGAGAAAAUUUUAUUGAAAUCAAAGUUGUCGAAGUUUGGUGUAACAUUAUGAAAGUCCUGACCGUCUCUGAUAAGGUUGCGAGUGUAGGAAAUGGGAACGAACCAACUGUGGUCGACACGCAGAUCCUGACUAAAGAGGAGCUAAACAAAGGAUGUCCUCUUGGUGUAUCUCGUGUCACCUCAUUUCUGUAUGUGUGUGGAGCCCACGCAUUGCCGGGAGCAGUGAGAGCCCUGCACCCUGGCCUCAUCGUCAGCGCAGCCCCUGAGCUGCCUCCUCCACCCGAAGACUAUGUUCCCAGAAAGUUCGUGCCACUUCUCGAUACACCUAACUCUGAUAUGCACCCCUACAUGGAGAGUGUAGCUGACCUGAUUAAUGAGGUCAUCUGCAAUGGAGAUGUGGUGCUGGUUCAUUGCGUUGCUGGUAUAUCAAGAUCCGUAACUCUCUGUUUGGCGUACCUCGUGAAAUGGCAGAAGAUGACCUUGAGGGAUGCCUAUUAUCAUAUGAAGCAAAGACGGCCACAAAUCCGACCCAACACGGGUUUCUUCAAGCAGCUAAUCAAGUUUGAAGAGAGGCUUUUUGGGGAACCUUCAGUGAAGAUGGUUUACUGUGAAGCUAUUGAUAAGGAAAUACCUGAUGUAUACGAGGCUGAUUAUAUCGGGAUGACUUGGUUCAGGCAGAGGUACGGCCCCAUCGAGAAGAGCUGAAGUGUGACUGAGAUGUAAUUAUUUAAAAGAAAAGGAUAGCUGUGAUUACUUUGUGCGGAGAUGAAAGGAAGGGAAAGGCAAGAGAAGAUGAAUGACUAUAAAUAUAAGACUGAGUGAAUGAAUGAUUUGGGGAAUGAAUGUGAGAGUCAGUUCCGAUAUUACGAGUAUAAAGAUUGGGUGUUUUAUUGUACAGCCGAUGCUAAUGUAUGAAAAA